Molecule: messenger RNA, 1342 nt
Organism: Capsicum annuum
Lineage: Eukaryota; Viridiplantae; Streptophyta; Magnoliopsida; Solanales; Solanaceae
Product: protein ENHANCED DOWNY MILDEW 2-like
Exons: 3
Coding region: 46-462 (138 amino acids)
Source: RefSeq, a predicted model, not a curated record
ACACUGUUCUGUUUCCUUUUAUGUCUGUCGUGCAGAAUAUUGUCUAUGAUGAAAGACGUUAAAGCCUCCAUAACUAUGGAGACAAUAUUGAAGGAGAAAGUAUCCAAAACAAAUGCAUACUCGUCAAAAUUCGACAAGUCUAUAACCUUGGGGAGAGUUGAGGGUUCUGUUGAGGCUAUCCGUGCAGCUUUACAGAUAUUAGAUGGAGGGGGCAAAGUAGAAGAUGCAAAAGCUGUUUGUGAGCCUGGGCUUCUUGCUCAGAUAAUGAAGUGGAGGAGCAAGCUGAGAGUGUAUCUCGCUCCCUUUCUAUAUGGCAUGCGCUACACAUCCUAUGGUCGCCACUUUACUAAAGUGGAGAAGCUGAAAGAGGUGAGCUUAAACUAUAAGCAUAUUUGUUGCCAGAAGAUAUGUGUCUUACUAAUACGUCAUUCCUUUUACCCUUCUCAAGCUAGUAUAAAAUAAGUUGGUGAUGUCCAUUAGCUUCUCUUUAUUUAAUAUCAUUCCCUAGUGGCUCCAUUUCCCAUUUCUUGGUUAUAGCCUAAACGUCCAUUUCCUAAGGUACUUGACUGACAUACAUGCCUUUAGGGCAAUCAUCAGGUGAUGAUUUUUCAGUAGGGUUUCAAUUAUGCAAGGCUUUUUCUUAGGCUCAACUUCUUUUGGGCUGUUAUAUUACUUCUCUUGAGAAAAUAUGGUUUACACAGGAAUGUUAAAAGAGGAACUCCUGCUUGUUCUUCUACUUCAAAAUAUUUUGUAUUUUAGGACCUCUUGUUGGCUACUGGAGACUAGUUACAAUGAAUCUCAGUGUUCACUGUUCAGAAGAUCAAAAGUGUGCAUAUCUAGAUACGAGGCAGAUUUGCAAGUACUUUCUUGUUUGUCUUCGAGGGAGUUUAUGCUAUUACCACUCUAGAAUUUGCAGUCAUAAUUAUAGUUCAUUUUCCCAUUCUAUUUUAUGUGAAGAAGCAGUGCACUACAUAAGAAUGCUAUCUUCCCUCCGCCCCCAAAAGCAAAACCCCCCCAAAAAAAAGAAAGAAAAGGCAAAAUUUGUGCUUUCUAGGUUAACGAUUCUUUUUCACGUUCUGGCUGGAUCAUUUUCAGCGUUGAUUUCACUUUGAUCGCGAUCUGUUAUAUUUUCCAAGUGCAUUAUAUUGCAUGCCAAUCAUCAGAUUGUAAGAGUGUCAUCACAACACAGGAAUUUACAAGCAUGGUUGAGUGCAUUGGUUUUUUUCCUAUUAUUUUAUUUAAACGUGGAGUGGAUCAUAUAAGGAAUGUUAUCAUGUUCUCACCUCUUGUAAAUGCUAAUAGAAGAAAAAACGCAGAACUUUCAACAUUUUCACUUAUGCAC